AACUUGAAAAUUCCAGGCACUCUUUUCCCCAUAAUUCAAUUCAAACUUUCUGAUAUAGGAGAAGGAAUAGCAGAGGUGCAAAUCAAAGAAUGGCACGUUAAGGAAGGUGACACAGUUUCGCAGUUCGAUAAUUUAUGUGAGGUUCAAAGUGAUAAGGCAGCUGUUACAAUAACUAGCAGAUAUGAUGGAGUUAUUAAAAAACUGCAUUAUAAGGUCGAUGAUGUGGCCCGAGUAGGUCAACCAUUAGUGGAAAUUGAAGUCGACGAAGCAAUAGCCGCUGAGGAAACCUCCGAGGAGCCCAAGAAA
This is a messenger RNA of Ostertagia ostertagi, 306 nucleotides long. The record is from the annotation of a GenBank genome assembly. NCBI's taxonomy places the organism in Eukaryota, Metazoa, Nematoda, Chromadorea, Rhabditida, Trichostrongylidae.